Trichosporon asahii var. asahii CBS 2479 is the source of this 471-nucleotide messenger RNA. RefSeq lists its product as uncharacterized. Gene Ontology annotation, cellular component: CHRAC; epsilon DNA polymerase complex. The transcript has 3 exons. Lineage: Eukaryota; Fungi; Basidiomycota; Tremellomycetes; Trichosporonales; Trichosporonaceae. Gene Ontology annotation, biological process: heterochromatin formation; DNA damage response; leading strand elongation. The coding region runs from base 1 to 471 and encodes 156 amino acids. The record is from RefSeq and is a predicted model, not a curated record. Gene Ontology annotation, molecular function: chromatin DNA binding; protein heterodimerization activity.
AUGCCGCCAAAAGCGUCCACGACUACGAGUGAUGUGCCCCCUUCCCCCGCCUCGGUGCAGCAGCGGCCCUUCAUGCCCGGCAUCGCCGAGUACGAGCUCCCGAAGACGAAUCUGAUCAAGCUGGCUAAGGGAUCGGUGAGUCCUCCAGUCCCCCCCACACUCUCACCUUUCCUAGCUCAUAAGGAGAGCCACAAUGCAGCAGGCGUGAAAAUCAGCUUCGUGUAUCUCGAUUUGGUAGCUGACACCCAGAUCCCGGAUAAUGUCAAGAUGCAGCAGGACGUAGUGACCGCUCUCCUGCGGUCCUCGACGCUCUUCAUCAACUUCCUGUCGGCGCACGCACACGACCAAGCACUCGAGCGCUCGGGCAAAAGCAUCACGGCCGGCGACGUGCUCAAGGCCGUGACGGAGCUCGACUUUGGUCCCGCCGACGCCCUCGUGCCGAUACUCGAGCAAGAACUUGCUGGGAGCUGA